Messenger RNA from Felis catus (domestic cat), 1608 nucleotides. RefSeq names its product WD repeat domain 5B (gene WDR5B). Gene Ontology annotation, cellular component: Set1C/COMPASS complex. Bases 1 to 990 code for a protein of 329 amino acids. Gene Ontology annotation, molecular function: histone binding. The record is from RefSeq and is a predicted model, not a curated record. The transcript has a single exon. NCBI's taxonomy places the organism in Eukaryota, Metazoa, Chordata, Mammalia, Carnivora, Felidae.
AUGGCGACAAAGGAGGCAGGAGAUGGUGAAGCAGAGUCGAGCCUUCCCUCAGCCAAUGGGAGGAAGCAAAUGUCUGAAAAACCAAACUAUGCUCUUAAAUUUACUCUCGUGGGACAUACGGAAGCAGUAUCAUCAGUUAAAUUUAGCCCUAAUGGAGAAUGGCUAGCAAGUUCUUCUGCUGAUAAAGUAAUUAUAAUUUGGGGAGCCUAUGAUGGAAAGUAUGAGAAAACACUUUAUGGUCACAGUCUGGAAAUAUCAGAUGUUGCCUGGUCAUCAGAUUCCAGUUGGCUUGUUUCUGCCUCAGAUGAUAAAACGCUAAAGAUCUGGGAUGUGAGAUCUGGAAGAUGUCUGAAAACGCUAAAGGGGCACAGUAAUUACGUUUUUUGCUGUAAUUUCAACCCACCAUCUAAUCUCAUCAUUUCAGGAUCUUUUGAUGAGAGUGUGAAGAUAUGGGAGGUGAAAACAGGAAAGUGCCUCAAGACUUUGUCUGCUCAUUCUGACCCAGUUUCUGCUGUUCAUUUUAAUUGUAGCGGGUCCUUGAUAGUAUCAGGUAGCUAUGAUGGUAUCUGUAGAAUUUGGGAUACUGCAUCAGGUCAGUGUUUAAAAACACUUAUUGAUGAUGAUAACCCUCCUGUCUCUUUUGUAACAUUUUCUCCAAAUGGUAAAUAUAUUCUAAUUGCAACCUUGGACAAUACCCUUAAACUGUGGGAUUACAGCAGAGGCAGAUGCCUGAAAACGUACACUGGCCAUAAGAAUGAGAAAUACUGUAUAUUUGCCAACUUUUCAGUUACUGGUGGAAAGUGGAUUGUAUCUGGUUCAGAAGAUAAUCUGGUUUACAUCUGGAAUCUUCAGACUAAAGAGAUUGUACAGAAAUUACAAGGUCAUACAGAUGUUGUAAUCUCAGCAGCUUGUCACCCUACAGAAAACAUCAUUGCAUCAGCAGCAUUAGGAAAUGACAAAACAAUUAAACUGUGGAUGAGUAACUACUAAACCCUUUAGAAAUCAAGUAGUAGAGCCAAGCUGGAAAAAAAAAAAAGUUAUUUAAAAAGAUGGUUUCCCCUUAAUUUUGGCAUAGUUUUGUAUUUCUUUUUAACAUUGUCUUACAAAAUUUCAGACCUAUAAUCUAAAUUUGUAAAGCAAGACAACUGGAAAAACAAGUCUAGAACCUAGGGCUUCUGACUUUUAAUCUGUUAUUAAUCUCUUAUGUCUCUUCCUGAACAGAUUCCCAUUCUGUUCCUCCCAGUGAGUAUUUUAGAGAAUCAGUGUACUUGAGAAAUAUUUAGAAGUAAGGUUCACAAGAUAGGAUGACUAUUAAGUGAGGAGAGCAAGGGAGUUUGGAAUAACUCCAGUGUUUCUGAUUUGGCAGAUCAGAUAGAUGAAUAAGAGCAUAAGCCUGGGAUAGUGGUGGAUUGGAGAUGUAUGAUGGAUGCUACUCACACACUUGAAGUGAUAGCCUAUGUGAUGGGGUGUGAAAUGGUUCCAUGGAAUCGAGUCUAUAAAUUGGGAAAAAUAAGUCAUGGUUAGGUUUGCUCUGAGAGUCUAAGAAUUUUAAGUUUUUAUCAAGAUAAAAACUAAAAAUAAACCAAAACAUUAUGUCAUUUUACUGAA